Vanessa atalanta (red admiral) is the source of this 897-nucleotide messenger RNA. RefSeq lists its product as uncharacterized. The record is from RefSeq and is a predicted model, not a curated record. The transcript is spliced from 7 exons. Gene Ontology annotation, molecular function: serine-type endopeptidase activity. Gene Ontology annotation, biological process: proteolysis. NCBI's taxonomy places the organism in Eukaryota, Metazoa, Arthropoda, Insecta, Lepidoptera, Nymphalidae. Bases 1 to 897 code for a protein of 298 amino acids.
AUGGGCGCUGGACAGAUUGGAGGAAUCGCAACUAUGCUUGACAUAGACUUCAAUAAUGCGGCUGGCUUUCAAGGUGUGCCUGCCAAAGUAACAGAAGGUCAAUUUAUAGUACAUUAUUUAUCUCACGCCAUGCUGUUUUGCGUGGGCGCACUUAUAGAAGCGCACGUAGUGCUAACACCAGCAAUUUGCGUUUUUGGAGAAAGAUAUAAAUUUAAAAUAUUUGCUGGUACACAUAGAUUUCUAGAGAAUACUGGCACUGGUCGCGUAGUGCAACAUCUGUGCAUUCAUAAAGGAUAUAAUCACACCAUGCGAUGGCAGGCGUGUUCUCCGGAUAACUUAGCACUACUGGUCCUAAAUCAACAGUUCUCCUUUCACAAACGUGAACCUAACACCGAAUUUGUCUUAAACCGGGUUCGGUAUGGUAUUAUUGGUGAUAUAGACAAGCGGAUAGGAGAUCCAACAUGCCGAUAUUACGGCUGGGGCAGUAGAAGAAACGGCUAUCUGAUACCAUUACUUAUUCGCUCUUACCGUGUUGACGUUACCAUACUACCUAAGGAUCGUUGCAUGGAAAUGUGGAAUAAUGAAGAUAAAUAUCUUUGUAUGCAACAGCCGAAAUGUAAGUCGGAAAAACAUGGAGCUCUAUGUCCAGAUGAUUUGGGGUCGGUCCUCGUUUGUUCCGGAUACAUUCAAGGCAUGAUGACAUCACGUCUGAUAGACCGUCCUUGUGGAGUUGGUUUCGUGGACAUGAGUCUAUACAAUAAGUUCCUUACCUGCGGCGUGGAUGACUCUCGUGACGUUAUCGACCACGAUGAAUUUAUGACCGUUGACUUUAGCACCUCAAAGCCUCCUCCCUCCCUUAUGACCGCACCUUCUAUGAAUACUACUAACGAAUCGUAG